Molecule: messenger RNA, 3087 nt
Organism: Callithrix jacchus (white-tufted-ear marmoset)
Lineage: Eukaryota; Metazoa; Chordata; Mammalia; Primates; Cebidae
Gene: DFFB
Product: DNA fragmentation factor subunit beta
Biological process (GO): apoptotic DNA fragmentation; apoptotic process
Cellular component (GO): nucleus; cytoplasm
Molecular function (GO): DNA endonuclease activity
Source: RefSeq, a predicted model, not a curated record
UUUCCCAGGCCUUCUGGGUAAUGUAGUUUCCUGGAUCGGCGCCCGGCCAGUGCCAGCUUUGCAGAACCCACCUGGUGCAGACCCCUGCGGCCGGGGCGAGGACGCGCCUGAGCAGCCGGCCGGCGGGUGCCGCCACCUGCGGGGCCCAGCGGCCUGGAGGACAUCUGCAAUGCUCCAGAAGCCCAAGACCGUGAAGCUGCGGGCCCUGCGCAGCCCGAGGAAGUUCGGCGUGGCGGGCAGGAGCUGCCGGGAAGUGCUGCAGAAGGGCUGCCUCCGCUUCCAGUACAGACUGGGUUUCAUGACGGCUGUGCGCUGGGGGUGGUGAUGCCAGCUCCUGGAAGCAGGGAGGCGGCGCUGACAGAGACAGGCUGUAUUUGAAGUGCCCUCAGGAGCUCAUUUUAAAAAGCUACCUGAGCGCGGCUCCUGGCUGUGCCUGUACGAGGAUGGCACGGAGCUGACCGAGGACUACUUCCCCAGCAUCCCCGAUGACACCGAGCUGGUGCUGCUUACCUCGGGCCAGGCCUGGCAGGGCUGUGAGUGGCAAGGACCUUGGAGAUGUGAGUGACAUCAGGCGCUUCCUCAGUGCGUUUCACGAGCCACACGCGGGCCUCAUCCAGGCCGCCCAGCAGCUGCUGUGUGAUGAGCGGGCCCCGCAGAGGCAGAGGCUACUGGCUGACCUCCUACACAACGCCACCCAGAACAUUGCGGCCGAGACCCGGGUUGAGGACCCGCCGUGGUUUGAAGGCUUGGAGUCUCGAUUUCAGAGUAAGUCUGGCUAUCUGAGAUACAGCUGUGAGAGCCGGAUCCGGAGUUACCUGAGGGAGGUGAGCUCCUACCCCUCCAUGGUGGGUGCAGAGGCUCAGGAGGAAUUCCUGCGGGUCAUCAACUCCAUGUGCCAGAAGCUCCGGUCUGUGCAGUACAACGGUAGCUACUUCGACAGAGGAGCCAAGGGUGGCCACCGUCUCUGUACGCCGGAAGGCUGGUUCUCCUGCCAGGGUCCCUUUGACAUGGACAGCUGCUUGUCGAGACACUCCAUCAACCCCUACAGCAACAGGGAGAGCAGGAUCCUCUUCGGUACCUGGAACCUGGAUCACAUCAUAGAAAAAAAACGCGCCAUCAUUCCUACACUGGUGGAAGCAAUUAAGGACCAAGACGGAAGAGAAGUGGACUGGGAGUAUUUUUAUGGCCUGCUUUUUACCUCAGAGAACCUAAAAUUAGUGCACAUUGUCUGCCAUAAGAAAACCACCCACAAGCUCAGCUGUGACCCAAACAGAAUCUACAAAUGCCAGACAAGGCUGAAGCGGAAGCGGCCCGUGCGAAAGCGCCAGUGACGUGCACACCGUGCUCUUGUGUUCGUUGAGGCCUGACGUGGGCAUAAUUUUAACAGGUGCCUUUUUUUUUUUUGUCACUCCAAUAGCUCUUGGAAAAAUCCUUAAAAAACAUUUCCUGUAUAUCUGAUUUUAGUACCUUUCUGAAUAUUUUUUUUUUUUUUGGAGAUGGGAGUUUCACUUUUGUUGAUCAGGCUGGAGUGUAGUGGUGUGAACGUGGCUCACUGCAACCUCUGCCUCUCAGGUUCAAGUGAUUUUCCUGCCUCAACCUCCCAAGUAGCCAGGAUUACAGGCAUGCGCUACCAUGCCUGGCUAAUUUUUGUAUUCUUAGUAGAAACUGGGUUUCACCAUGUUGGUCAGGCUGGUCUCGAACUCCUGACCUCAGGUGGUCCACCCACCUCAGCUUCCCAAAGUGCUGGGAUUACUGGCAUGAACCACUGCGCCUGGCCUGAAUCAUUUUUUAUACCUUCUGACAGCCCAACUUCUAGUGGACAGCUUUGGGGUCCUCACUGGAUGUCUGUGAGUUCCUGGUUGUACCGGUCAGCAGGGAUGAGAACGGUCUCUGCGCUGAGGAAUUCUUCAGUUCUCCGGUUUUCCAGUAUUUGGUCUGCCUCUGUCGUGUGGUCACCAUACUAAAACUGUCCUGGCUGAAGGUGGCCACUCUUGCCUGGAGGGACUAGUUGAUUACGCAUCAGCUCUCUGCCGAGUCUCCAUUUCGAUGGCCAAUGGGCAGCUCCGUCCUUCUUGACUCUUCCAAAUGCCCAAAAGAGAGCAUCUGAGGGUAAGAUGUUUGGGGGUAAGCAUUCGGGGGUAAUGUUCUUCAUAAAGAAUAUACAAGGAUGUUCACCGCUGAAUUUUUUUUUUUGGUCUUUUUGAGACGGGGUCUCACUGUCGCCCAGGCUGGAGUGCAGUGGCAUGGUCUUGGCUCACUGCAACCUCUGCUUCCUGGGGUCAAGCGAUUCUCCUGCCUCAGCUUCCUAAGUAGCUGGGAUAACAGGUGCCCACCACCACAGCUGGCUAAUUUUUGUAUUUUUAGUAGAGGUAGGAUUUUGCCAUGUUGGCCAGGCUGGUCUUGAACUCCUGGACGUCUGUGAGUUCAGGUCAUCUGCCCACUUUGGCCUCCCAAAGUGCUGGGAUUAUAGGUGUGAGCCAUCACGUCCAGCAUGCUGAAUUGUGGCAAAAAGUAGGAAACUUCCCAAUGUCUAUGAAUGGGGCAUUCACUAUUCUGUUGAACCACAUGAAACUGCCAUUUUUCUAGGCCCAAGAUGGUCAGCUAUCAUUAAUUUCAUGACUUACCCUGCUACACUUCCAUAGUGCAAACCUAUGUCGCAGUUUCAAGCUUUGAUGAGGAAAGUGUUUCUGUAUAGAAACUGGAAGCUCUUCAGUGCACCAGCAGCUGAACUCUGCUCUGUUUAUCAGUUACCAUCAUCUCAGAUGACAUGGAGCUCAUGUCAGCAGUGCGGGCGGCGGGUGGUGGGCAGCCGGCGGCAGGCAGUGCGCGGUGGGCAACGGGCGGCACACAGUCUGGAAGGAAACACACCGACCUCAACAGCAGUAAUCCUGGGGGCCACGGGGGUGGGCCCAGAUGACAGAGGGCUCAUUUUUUAAAUCAUGUAUUUUAUGAUACUUGAAUUUUUUGAAAUGGGCAUUUAUUUUAUAACAUGUUAAAAUGUACUUUUUAGAAAAAGUCAUUUUGUAAUAUUUGAAUUUUUACAUCUGUUGUAUAAUCAGGAAAAGCAAUAAAGAUUUUUCAAAAAUA